AGCUUGUCAACUUUACCUUUUUACAUGACUAUUUCUUCUGUAUUGACAAACCAUUGGCUAUUGUGACUAUCUCAUUUUCUUCCAUAGACAAAUUUUGUUCCUCUGAUCAUGGAAGCUAAUGGAUUACAAGAAAAGACAAAGGAUGUUGAAUCUCAGUUGGGGAAUGGUUCUUCAUCCGUGCAGUUCACAUGGGUAAUUGAUAAUUUUUCUAAACUUAAUGUGAAGAGGCUCUAUUCUACGGUAUUCCAUGUUGGAGGUUACAGAUGGAGGAUUAUAGUUUUUCCUAAAGGGAACAACGUGGAUUAUUUAUCAGUAUACCUAACUGUUGCUGAUUCAGUAACUUUGCCUCGUGGGUGGAGUAAAUAUGCCAUGGUCGGCUUAUCUGUUAGCAACCAAUUUCAUCCUAAAUUCACAAUUACAGAAGCAUUUGAACAUGAGUUUAAAGCGGGUGAGAGGAGCUGGGGUUGCCCAUCAUUUGUUGCUCUUGGGGAACUACAUGACUCUACCAAAGGUUUUCUUGUGAACGACACUUGCAUAGUUAAAGCAGAGGUAACAUUGAAGAAAGAGCAAGAUGAAAAGGAGCUAAAGAUAGAGGAAAAGGAAGACCUUGUUGAAUCACAACAAGAACCUACAAAUGUUGAUAUGCAAUCUGCUGAAGCUCAGCCAGAACCUACACCUGUUGGUAUUCAACCAGCCAAAGCUCAGUUAGAACCAAAGCCUACUGAUUCACAAACUAUCAUUCCAGAUGCUCAUCUGAGUGAACUCCCUACAAUGCCAGGGAAUCUCAUUCAUGAGCAAAUAACACAAGUGGCAGUUCCCUCAGUCGUUAUUGAAGAACAGCCAGAACAACUAAAUCUUAAGGAAGAAGCUAACACAACAACCGUCCCAUUGGCCCCACUUAUUGUUGAUCCACCAACUGCCCAGCUUCCUAAGCAGCCAGAUGCAGAGGCUGAAAUAAGUCCCUCUUACUUGUCACAAUUUGAUGCCUUAUUUGGUGACAUUGAAAACCUCUUAGAAGGAAAGAGUUCCAAUUCAAAGAGUUUAGGCAGCUCCUUCCCUCGUCGUGCAUGUAGCAAAGAGGAGAUUUCCCAUGCAAAGAACACUUUCAAAGAAUGCCUCAAUAUGAAGCUUGCCAAGGUCAUUGAAGAAGGUCGAGAAACUGAGCUCAAGAAUUCACUUUCUAUCAUGAUAAUUGGCAAUGCAUGUCCUGAUAACAUGGUAAGUUUUACAACCAAGUUUAUAGACAACUUCGAGCAAUACGCAGGUGCACAACAAGACUUAAGGGAGGUUCAAGAUAAGGAAAGCUCAAUAGAUGAGCUGCAGACUACCGCAAAGCAAUUAGCUUCUGAGUUCAUGCCUUUGAGGAAUCAAGCUGAGGCUGUUGAUCAAGAAAUAGUAGAACUAGAGAGACAGUUGAGUGAAAAGAAGGCAAAGAAGGUAUGGCUUAGAAAGAGUAUUGAAGAUUUAGCUGAACAAGCAUCUACUUCAAAACAAGCAUUGAUCGAUGCUCAAGAGGUCAUGUCGCUGUUAAGAAUCAAGAAGAAACAAGCGGUGAAGAUGGUUAGUGAAAUGGAAUGGUCAUGGGAGCUUUUAAAGUCUACAAUUCCCUGACUCGAUGGAACAAUUUUUGCUGCCUUUAAAUCAAAUAUGUCAACUCAGUUAGCUAAAUAUUUUUCCUGUGGGCAAAGACUUUUUUGGAUAUAUUAUAAAUCCUCUACUAGCUUUUCAUUCAUACAAACAUAGUCUAAUUGUGCUCUUAAUCUAAGCAAAGUAGUUGUUCGAUUCGUGAA
Messenger RNA from Humulus lupulus (European hop), 1790 nucleotides. Its product is annotated as MATH domain and coiled-coil domain-containing protein At3g58270-like. Lineage: Eukaryota; Viridiplantae; Streptophyta; Magnoliopsida; Rosales; Cannabaceae. The record is from RefSeq and is a predicted model, not a curated record. Gene Ontology annotation, molecular function: protein binding. The transcript has 8 exons. The coding region runs from base 109 to 1611 and encodes 500 amino acids.